AUAGCCAAUAGCAUGAUGUGGGCUAGAGUUUAAAGGCAGUGUGACAGUGUUUGGAGGUCAGUUGAUGUCCUGUGCAGGUCAUGAUGGAUCGAGCAGCUCUCCGGCUGAUUCUCCUGGCCGUCUUUCUCAUCUCAGCUACUUCUGAUCCAGUUAAGAAGAAACAAGAUGUGGAUAUAUACAGCUUCUACAUUAACUCCACUGUCACCAGUCGCUAUGCCACAACAGUCAUCACAAGCCGUGUUGCAAACACACUGAAUGAAUCUCAAGAGAUCCAGUUUGAGGUCAAGAUUCCCAAGAACGCCUUCAUCAGCAAAUUCAGAAUGACCAUAGAGGGAAAAACAUAUGAUGGGGUUGUGAAGGGAAAAGAAGAAGCUCAGCAGCAAUACAAUCAAGCAGUAUCUCGGGGACAAAGUGCUGGACUGGUCAGAUCUGUUGGAAGGACUUUAGAGGACUUUAAAACUUCAGUGACGGUGGCUGCUUUAAGUAAAGUGACCUUUGAGUUGACCUACGAGGAACUGUUAAAGCGCCGCCUCGGUAAAUAUGAGCUACUCAUCAACGCACAACCGAUGCAGCCGGUGGCUGACUUCAAGAUGGAUGUGCACAUCCAAGAGAAACCAGGAAUUUCCUUCUUGGAGGUGAAAGGAGAUUUGAGCACCGGUGAUCUGACCAAUGCCAUCAAAACCACCAGAGCAGACAAAGACGCAUGGGUGACCUUCUACCCCACACGAGAUCAACAGACCAAGUGUAAAAGCUGUGGAGAAAAUGGGUUGAACGGAGACCUGCUUAUAACAUACGAUGUUGAGAGACGAAGUCCCAAAGGAGAAGUCGUGGUAUCAAAUGGCUAUUUUGUCCACUACUUUGCUCCCUCUGAUGUUCCACGUAUUUCCAAAAAUGUGGUGUUUGUCAUUGACCGCAGUGGCUCUAUGCACGGCAGAAAAAUGGACCAGACUCGUUUGGCACUGCUGAGGAUUUUGACAGAUCUUGAUGAGGACGAUCACUUUGGAUUGAUCACAUUUGACAGUGAGGUUAGCUUAUGGAAGCGUGAACUCCUCAAAGCUACUGAGACAAACCUGGAGAAUGCAAAAUCUUUUGUGAAGGAGAUCAGAGAUAGAGGAGCCACAGACAUAAACGCUGCAGUUCUAGCAGGAGUGGACAUGAUCAGUCGACAUCCACGAGAGGGAACAGCCUCCAUCCUGAUCCUGCUGACUGAUGGAGACCCCACUUCAGGUGAAACCAACAUAGAGAAGAUAAUGGCCAAUGUUAAAGAAGCCAUUGCGACAAAGUUUCCGCUCUAUUGUCUUGGUUUUGGAUAUGAUGUCAAUUUUGACUUCCUGACAAAGAUGUCACUGGAAAAUGGUGGAGUUGCUCGCAGGAUUUAUGAAGAUUCGGACGCUGAUCUACAGCUGCAGGGCUUCUAUGAUGAAGUUGCCGUCCCUCUCCUCACUGAUAUUCAACUUAAAUACCCAGGAGGGACAAAACUUACCAAGACCAGCUUUAGCUUGUACUUCAAUGGCUCUGAGAUUGUGGUGUCAGGACAAAUCACAGACAACAGUGUGGAGAGUUUCACCACUGAAGUCAUCGCAGUAUCAAAAGACAGUAAUGUGACGUAUCAGGACACUAUAAUGACAAAAGACCCCAGUGAUGUCCCUCCUGAGGAUGAAGAUUUCAUGCAGAGAUUGUGGGCCUACCUUACAGUGAAGCAGCUUCUGGAGAGACAGGUACUUCUUAAAGGACAAGAGAAAGAGGAUGAAAACAAAGAAGCUCUUAAACUCUCCCUGAAAUACCAGUUUGUCACUCCCCUCACCUCGAUGGUUGUUACCAAGCCACAGGAAGGUGAAGUGGAAGUUGCCGACAAACCCAAAGAAGGAGAAGAGCCGGCCAGGCGAGGAAUGUACCCCCAAGUUUCAACUCGGACUCGCUACACAGCAUUAGCCUAUGGAGGUGGUGGUGCUGUUGAUGGUGGUACAAGUUAUUAUUUCCCGCCCCGUGGUGGACGAUAUCGCCCGAGUAUUAAACAUUCUACAUCUUCACGAGUUCAUGACAAUGUAUUCCUGCUGGAUGUUGUUGGUCAGUCUAAGCCACUUUGUUUUGAGGUUCCUUUUUUUCACAAACUCAGACUCCUCCAGGAUUCAGCUUCAGAGUUCUCUAUGAACGGAGAACCCAUGUUUUUACAAAGUGGGUUCCAAAUCAUUGCCUUUCAUUACAAAACAAAGCAUCAUCUGACAAUAAACACAACGUCUAUCACAUACCACGACGGCCAGAAUCAUGUUGAGUUUUUGUGGGGCCAGGGACCGACCCAACACACUUCAGAGGAUGUGUGUCUGAUUCUACGGAGCAAUGAAAUAGUCGUCACCAUGGGAAAUAUCCGUGUCAUUAUUCUGCUUCACAAGGAAAAAGGGACUACGUUUCUGUGGCCUGAUGUUCAGCAACAGACAAAAGAUGUCAAGUUUACAGGCAUUUUUGGAAAAACAGAUGCUUCAUAUGAGGAGAUUCAAGGAUCACAAAAACCAACUCUAAAGAUACAUGACCAGGAAGUGAGCGCAAGCUGGGUGGAUGCCACAAACAACAGACUUUCUUCAAAGCCAGUUAUCAAAUGCUGGCUUGUCUCGUUCUACGCUGCGAUGCAGAGAGAUGUUUCUGAUUUUACUGUCACUCAGCUGUAGAGUUCAAAGCUGGCAAAUGAAGCAUGUUUCUAUAUAAAUGAAUUCAUUAAUAUAAAAACAAUGUGUCAGAAUC
Messenger RNA from Carassius auratus (goldfish), 2736 nucleotides. RefSeq names its product inter-alpha-trypsin inhibitor heavy chain H3. The coding region runs from base 81 to 2663 and encodes 860 amino acids. The transcript is spliced from 21 exons. The record is from RefSeq and is a predicted model, not a curated record. NCBI's taxonomy places the organism in Eukaryota, Metazoa, Chordata, Actinopteri, Cypriniformes, Cyprinidae.